GCCACGAGAAAGUGAAGGCCUUUAUCACGCCUCACCGUGCUCCUUGUUAUCUUUCUUUCAACGCAUCGCUUCUAGGCAUUUAUCUCGCAGACAUCCAUACCAUCUUCAGAUCCCACGCAGUCCACCUCUUAUCGCCCACACACGGCAACGAGAACCGACCGCUGAGACCUUCGGGAAAAUCAUCAUCAUUCAGAAUACUCUCAAAAUGGACUCACCUUCUAGCAAGGAGACCCCCUCCAUUGAUACCAUCACCGACAGCCUGACGCCAUCGACCACAGCAGCCAACCUUCACUCAACCACGUCGAAGCCACAUCCCGAACGCACCUUGUCCUAUACAGAACCGACCACCUGCCCAUCCAUACCAUCAUCAUUUCCACUCGUCACACCAAGCAAAGAUACAGAUAGCACAUCACCCAGCACUGCCUCAGCAACCACCCCGCCGAGCAGCCUACAGGCCACACCAAGUCCUACCGCUCACUUGCCUUCCAUUAUCAAGUCGAGACAGCCCACCACACCCGUCAUUCCCGCCUCAUUUUCCGCAGACACCCAGGGUACCACAAUCUCCAAGCCAAAGAUCAUCAUUCUCCACCACGACACUGUUAUCGAUGGCCGCCGCAUCAUCAUUCGCACAAUCCAGAACUGUUUCGCAGCCAUUCUCGGUCCAAACGCCCCACAACCAAGUGAGACCGCAAUUCUCAACGCUUUUGCUCAUAAUGCUACGCUCGGGGAAGCCCUUGAUCAGCUUGGUGCUUUCAAGACUCCCAGCAAGCCGGACUCCUCUUCUGCUGCUGCAGCAGAAGCAGCCAACUCAGACACCACCAAAUCAAGCUCCAAAGAUAAAGGUAAAGGCAAAGCCAAAGUCAUGGACCCAAGCACACCCACACAAGAGGAACAACAAUACGACUACCAACACGCAAUCGCCCUCUGGACACAGGCCUACCUCCACUACACCCACGAAUUCCUCUCCGAAUUUGACAUUUACCCGGACCUAGAGCCCUUCGCCAAGCAGAUGAAGCAGCAGGACGUUAACGUGGUUAUUCUCAUCGCGCAGGAUGGCUUUGAAUCUUCUUCUUCUUCUUCACCUGAGCAGACCUCAAGCACAGACGGAGACAAAGAUGGGAAGAAGAGCAAAAAGAAGAAGCAGCAGAAGCAGCAGCAGCAGCAGCAGCCUGCAACGCCGGCACCGGGCGUAAAGAUUAUCCAAGAACUGAUGAGACGCAUGGGUGUCACGGCUGCUGGUAAAGGGGCUAGGGGAUAUCAGGGUCAAGGAAGACAGGCGGCAGCAGUAGGUGGAGCGACAGCGGCUGUGGUGGUGGUGGGUGGGAUUUAUGCUUCUGGUAUUGAGGGGGAGGCGGUUGCGAGGGUUUGGAAAGGUGACAUUUUGCCUGGAUUUAUCACGCCUCAGAUCGCCAUCGCCAAGGAGGCAAAUUCGGACGGCGGUGAAGGUAAUGCCAGCAAGGGAACGGACGUGAAAGUAGGUACAGUGGCGGCCGAUUCCCCGGAAAUGCGAAAAGACGAGGUUCUCUUUGCCUGCUGCUCAAAGCAAUACCUUGGCCUGGCAAGGGCUAUUGGAGCAACGGCUUGCUGGGUUACCAGGUGUGAAGACAAGACGGCGGGCGAGCAGCAGCCGGAUAUUGUUGUUGAGGAUUUGGAAAAGUUGGGUCAUCUUGUUGUUGGCGACAUGGUAUCGAAUGGCAAAGGAGAGGAGUCCGUGGUGGAGGCUAGACACAGCAGGCAGCGAGACGAAAGCGGUAUCAUCACCAGCGAGAAGAAGAAACAGACACCAAAGAACAAAACAACGACAAUUACGACGGAGGAUAUCGAUAUGCCUGACGCUGACUGCAACGAUGGUGCCGCAGUGGACCAAAAGAUCGAAGAGACACAGGAUGAUGGCAGUGAGGGACAGAGCGAACGCAAAGUGGCUUCUUCCAAGCCAACGAAAGUCGUCAAGACCGAGCAAGUCGAAGAAAAGAGUGUGGCUACUGUGGCCCAGCAAAAGGAGUCUACAGGCAAGAAGAGAACGAGGGAUGAUGUGGAGGAGUGGCUGCCGGUGGAGAUGGGAGGGGAAGAGGUUCCGGUUGUGGAUCUGACGGAGGAACCUUGACGACUGGCCGGAGGUUGAGAAUCGCUUGCAAACCUCGAAGGACGAUGAAAAGAGGUAGCUAUGGAUAAGACGAACACAAUUGUCGAGGGAAGAAUGUCGGAGGCCCAGUGUCUUUCCAGGGGUUUUGCCAGACACACAGAGUUAUUUCCUCGGGGAGAGAGAUUAAGAAAGGUAAAGGCAAACAUCUCGACAACAAAAGCUCCAACUUACAUGGCCAUGAGGAACUGAUGGACCUCGAGUACCACAUAUUAUGGCCGCCAUUGUGAAGUGGAAAAGAGUUGCGAGGUAGCUGUACGUGGUUCUGUCCUCAUCCACAAAAGGGGACGAUCAUUAAAGACAAAGGGAGCAACCCUACAUGACCUGAAUUUAAACCACAUUGACCC
Neurospora crassa OR74A is the source of this 2487-nucleotide messenger RNA. RefSeq lists its product as hypothetical. The record is from RefSeq and is a predicted model, not a curated record. Lineage: Eukaryota; Fungi; Ascomycota; Sordariomycetes; Sordariales; Sordariaceae. Bases 206 to 2104 code for a protein of 632 amino acids. The transcript has a single exon.